This is a messenger RNA of Bufo bufo (common toad), 2304 nucleotides long. RefSeq names its product glycerol-3-phosphate acyltransferase 2, mitochondrial (gene GPAT2). The record is from RefSeq and is a predicted model, not a curated record. Lineage: Eukaryota; Metazoa; Chordata; Amphibia; Anura; Bufonidae. Bases 1 to 2304 code for a protein of 767 amino acids. The transcript has 21 exons. Gene Ontology annotation, cellular component: mitochondrial membrane.
AUGAGUCCAGUAGAGCCGCCGCGGCCGGCUGAUGGGAAGACCUUGAGUCUGUUCUGUCCCUCUGGAUUUGGACUGAAGAUAGGAUCAGUACAUCCUUUCCAAGGGCUGUUUCGACCAUUUGUGGGGCAGCCCUGUCAGUCCUGUAAUCCAAACAGUUUGAUGAACUUCUUCUAUAAGAGACACGCAGAGAUGAAAUUUCGCAACGCCUUGCAUAUAACAGAGGAGGACACUCGGUAUCGUGGCUGGUUAGUCCGGAGAUUAUGUCAUGUCCUGUUUGUAUGGGAAAGGCCAGCAGGUCAAGACCUCUCUGUAGAAUGGUCAGAGAAGAUAUGGAAACAUCCCAGAAUUCAAUCAGCUAUAGAGAAAGAAAAAGACGAUAAUGAUAAACCUACUGUUUCUGCAAGUAGUGAAAGCCGUAAGGAGGUGCUGAGGCAUUUGGAACACAUUCAGAAGCCUCUGUCUCCGAGGUUGAUAAGAAUAACAUGGUGGAUACUUGUGAAGUUACUUAAUCGGUUAUAUUUGAAUCUUCAGAUCCAGUGUGGACAGCUGGCCACACUGAAAGAAGUAUCUGAUGCGCAUCCAAGAACACCACUUGUCUUGCUGUCCACUCAUCCAUCAUGGCUGGAUUUCUUUGUUGUACCUUUCAUCUUAUUCUCCCAAAAUCUCCGAUUGCCCCGUGUUGUCUGGGACAGGACAGACUGUUCACCAUUGAUCAGGUGGUUCCUGCAGAAAUUUGGCGUUGUCUUUAUUCCACCAAAUGGAUCCUCCAAACAUCUCGAGGAAGCUGUUCUUUCUGUGUAUAUUGAGACACUGCUCACAGAAGGGCAACAUGUGCUGGUGUUUUUGGAGUCCACCUCCUCUCCAAAUUGUCGCAAAGUGUCUCCUGUAGCUCACGAAUGGGUUCUGCAGAUGAUAUCAGCUGUGCGGUCUGGAGUCGUUUCAGACAUCCUUAUUGCACCUGUGGGUAUAUCCUAUGACACGUGUCCAGAAUCUUCUGGCUCCGGUAGAGAGCUGGCAUCUUUUCUGGGAUUGUUGCGAUUCCUCACGUCUGCGUUUUGUCCCUGGUCCAGCUCUCUGGGUUGUGCACGUGUGGAUUUUGCUCAGCCGCUUUCACUAGAGGAGUACAUCAUCAACUAUACCCUGAGACAUUCUGCUCUGGUCCCCUGCCUAAAGAAGACUCUGCUGCCGCAAAUUCUGGAUACAAGGAAUAGCAUGUUUGAUGAGAUGGCACUGGAAAGUAAUCUGGGAGCACCUGAUGAACAAGAGGAAGCCUUAGUUGAUGGAUUCCUGCUGCAUUCAUUGAGAGCUGCCGUAUCUUGUACAGCGGUAAUGUCUUCCCACAUUGUUUCAGCGCUUCUUCUCCAUAAAUAUAAAGAGGGUGUCUCCCUGUCAAGACUUCUUUGUGAAUUCCCUGAGAUGAUAAGAGAUAUUCUACAUCAUGGUUUUGAUGUUGGUUUUACCGGUCAGCGAUGGGAUAUUCUCCGUCACAGUUUAUACCUUCUCCGCCACAGCAUUGUGCUGUAUUCUGUCCCCUCGGAUGACGUAUUUGUUCUUCAUAGAGAAUCGCCGGAUAGUCUAAGAGCACUAGCCGUAAAGAGCUCUUCCCUGCUGCCCAUCUUCUUGUAUGAAGCUGUAGGAGCUUGCGUCAUUCGCGCCCUCCUGGCUCAGAUACCCAGCCUGUGUUUGGUGGAGAUGGUGGAGGUUUUAUUUGCCGAGGAUGAGAUUAUCAAUUUGAUAAUGUGCCUCUGCUCCUUGCUGCAUAGAGAUAUAUUGCUCCAGCCGCCGUGUCAGAGUGUCCAUCUGCUGUGCCAUGAUAUCUUGGAGAAGCUAGUUUAUUGUGGUCUUCUCUCUAUGUAUGAGGAUCCAAGCGCACCUCAAGCCUGUGACACAAGGAGAACGUGUUUCGCGGACCAACUAAUGUGGAAAGACUUGGAUGACCUGUCAGACAGUGACAGCAUAGGAGAAAAGAUCAAACGCCACUAUAAGCUGUGCCGAUCCCCUCACCUCGCAGAUGUCUUUGUCUUCCUUUGUGACCUCUUGAACCCAGUGCUGAAGACAUAUGAGAGGGCAGCGUUAUUCCUGCAGGAACGUGGGAUGUGUGGAGAUGAGCUCGAGACGGACUAUGUUACCCGGCUGCACCAGUAUCUGCUGCAGAAGGCCGAUGAGGACUGCUCUUACGAGUGUGCGGAGCGUUCCCUGGCUGCCUGCGCUGUCAGAACAUUCAUAGAUCUCGGACUGCAGCUCUUGGCAUACACGCAGUUGGCACCGUGGGACCAGUCUGUCUUUCUGCUGUUUGCUAGCUAG